Molecule: messenger RNA, 1377 nt
Organism: Dichotomopilus funicola
Lineage: Eukaryota; Fungi; Ascomycota; Sordariomycetes; Sordariales; Chaetomiaceae
Exons: 2
Coding region: 1-1377 (458 amino acids)
Source: RefSeq, a predicted model, not a curated record
AUGUCAAGCCUCGGUCUCGAGAAACCCAACACCACCACCGCCACUCCCACCUUCCUCACCCUCCCCAACGAGAUUCUGAUCAAAAUCAGUCGGAACCUCUGCAUCCACUGCCGCCUUCUCCGCAUCGGCGAAGUCCCCCACGAAGAAGCGGUCACUGCGGUGGUUCAAGAUCAAACCGCACUCGCCAGCCUCAGCGCGUCCUCUAGACAACUACGAGCCGUCGCCCAGCCGAUUCUCUUCCACUUCUUUCACUCGCUCGACCGUAGCUACGUCGAUACUCGCUACCGCCUCUGCCGUUUUGUCUGUGCCCUCUCCUGUCGCCAUGACCUGACCGUGUCCGUCCGGAGCUUGGUUCUCUGGACGCCGGACCACAUGACCCCCGAACCGAGCCCACGGGCGGAAGAGUUGGCGUCCGCGGCGCUCCAGGAAGAGGAGCACAUUCGCCAGAAUACCAGGGCAGAACUCGGGUCCUGGUGGGAGAGUCACCGGGCCAGUACAGUCGACCAACUGCAAGAGCUUGCGAUAGCGCUUGCACCGGGGGUUACAUACGUACUAUUAUACCGUAAGUUUGCAUACCGGUUGCCAGACCCCGGGACGUGGAGCGCCUGGACCUAUCCGUUGGAGGGCCUCCGGCACCUUGUACUGGUCGGGUGGCGGACGGGGUGGCCGUCUGAGUCGCAUGGGAACUCCUAUCAUAUACAGGAGGUCCAGGCAUUUCUACGGUGUGCGAGGAACUUCGAGAGUCUGGUUGCGGCGGACUGUGGCGGCGAUAGGCUCGACAUCUCGUCCGACUGGGUGGUCGGCCGCGGUAGGCUGAAGGCAAUGCCGUGGGAUGUGGAGUUGCCCCGACUGAAGAAGCUCUCGAUCAGUAGCGAUAACAUUGGGCCUGAGGAGGUUGAGGCGAUCAUCCAUAAUACCACGGUAUUUGAGGAUUUGGAAUUGUUUCAUGGCGGCCUGGACUUUGGACGGCCUGUGCUUGAUCUGGAAAUGCACCUGGGGACUGUAAAGGGGACACUGAAGAGAUUGUGUUAUUCGGCUUUUCCGCUCACGGCCAACUUGGAGUUGGAGGACAUCUAUCCAUGGAUUAUAGGCCGCCAGGAUGAAAAUUCUGACGACUCUUUUGACCCUGAUUGGCAUCAGCUCGAGGGGUUUCAGGCUGGGUUUUCACUGAAGGAUUUCUCUGUCCUUGAGACACUAGAACUGGAGCAGCUCUUAUUAUAUGGGCCGGUGGAUGAGGAGCUCGAAGAUGCGGAGAGCGAUCGUACCUAUGAGGCGGUGACGACGGACGAGUUUCUGCCAAAGUUCCCACCCUCACUAGGGGUUACUUCCAACCAGACCCGGGUUUCGGGUCCACCUUCCCGAGCCGGUGUCUUAUAG